CGGUGAUCUCGCUGAAUGACAGCAGGGAGGGUGCGCCCGCCUUGCCCCUCCGGAACGGCCCUGGGCGCGCCGCGGUGGAGCUCUCAUUCUGCCCGCAGCACCGGCAGCAGAAGGUGGGUCUACUGCGGCGCAUCGGCCAAGCUGCCGUCGGCAACCCCUGCCCCAGCCUCGCCCAUGGAGGAGUCGCGCAGCCACAGCGAGAGCUGCUCCUGCUGUAACACCAACUGUGUGGAGCGGCCGCUGAGGCGACUCUUUGAAGGGCUGGGGAGCAGCGUGGCCGCCUGCCCCUGGCCCUUCGUGCUGCUGCCGCUGCUGCUGUCGGGCGGGCUGGGAGCCGGCUUCAUCUUCCUGCCGCAGCGGCAGGCGAACGACAUCGAGGAGCAGUUCACGCCGACGGAGGGGCCCGCCAAGGCCGAGCGCGACUUCGUGCGGCGGUACUUCCCCACCAACGACUCGCAGAGCUUCUCUGCCACACGCCUGCCCACCGAGGGCGCCUACGCCGCCCUCAUCGCCGUGGCGACGGAGGACAAGUCCGUCCUGGACUCGGCGGCGUGGAGCGAGGUGCUGAAACUGGAUGGGGCGGUGAGAGCGAGCGACUACGAGACCCUGUGCGCCCGCAAUGCCGCCGACGGCGCCUGCAGCAGCCCCAACCCGCUGCUACAACCCGCCGCCCCGCAGAACCUCACCUACCCGGUCAAUGGAACCUCCUUCCUGGGCACCGCGCUGGGCGGCGUGAGGACGGACGCCGACGGGCAGGUGGUGUCGGCGCGGGCCCUGAAGCUGAUGUAUUACCUGCGAGAGGACGGCCCCGAGGCGGCGGAGAGCCGGCAGUGGCUGGAGAGCUUCCUGAAGGAGUUUCCCAGGCAGCUGGCGAGAAUGAACUUCACCGCCAUUCAGGUGACUUACUUUACAUCGCUGUCCAGGCAGCAGGAGUUUGAGGGAAAUACCAAGAGCGUGAUCCCACUCUUCUCCAUAACGUAUUUCUUGACAAUAACUUUUUCCAUCGUCUCUUGCCUCAGGUUGAGCUGUAUAAGAAAUAAUGUCUGGCUUGCAAGCUGCGGAGUGCUUUCUGCUGGUUUAGCUGUACUGAGCAGCUUUGGAUUGAUGCUCUUCUGUGGAGUGCCCUUCGUGGUCACUGUCGCAAAUGCACCGUUUCUCAUUCUGGGGGUUGGUGUUGAUGACAUGUUCAUCAUGAUUGCUGCCUGGGAACAGAGCUCGAGAAGAAAAGAGAAGUCCAACGUUAAGUCUCUGCUGGCUGAGACUUACUCAGAAGCAGCUCUUUCUGUGACCAUCACCACCCUCACAGAUGUUUUGGCCUUCUUCAUUGGCACCUGGACUGCUUUUCCAUCCGUGAGGUCAUUUUGCCUCUACACAGGCACUGCUUUUGUCUUCUGCUAUAUCUAUACCAUGACCUUCUUUGGGGCAGUCCUUGUAUUAAAUCAUAGAAGGGAGCAAGGAGAGCGGCACUGGCUGACUUGUAUGCCCGUGGGAGGAGGGGAAGGGCAGGCUGAGUCCUGCUUGUACAAGGCUUGCUGCAUAGGCAGCUGCUCUGGGCACUCAUCUCAGCCAGACAGCGAGCAUCCAAUGACCAUAUUCUUUAAGAAGUACUAUGGCCCUUUCUUCACCAACAAAUGGAUCAAGCCACUUGUGGUGCUGCUGUACGCAGCCUACCUGGGUGGCAGCAUUUAUGGCUGCAUUCAGAUCCGGGAAGGCAUCGAUCUUCGGAAUCUGGCCAGUGACGACUCCUACGUUGGCCCCUUCUAUGAUGAUAAUGAGGAAUACUUCUCAGAGUAUGGCCCCAGGGUGAUGGUUGUCAUUACUGAAAGUGUAGAUUACUGGAACGAGACUGUUCGCCUUGGCAUUGAGAACUGCACACAGGAUUUAGAGGGCAUUUCAUAUGUAGACCAGAAGCUCUCAGAAUCAUGGCUGAGAGUGUACACAGCCCUAGGAAAUGCUGGUCAGGUAAAUCUAGACAAUAAGACUUCUUUCCUCAAUAACUUAACUCUGCUGUUCCACAUUGCUCCCAGUUUUAAGUGGGACAUUAACAAGACUGAGGAUGAAAUCAGAGCUUCACGUUUCUUCAUCCAGACAGUGAACGUGACCUCAGCUGUUGAUGAGAAGAAUCUUCUCCAUGAGCUGAGAGAGAGAGCCAGGCAGUGCAGUGUGCCACUGCUGGUGUACCACCCAGCGUUCAUCUACUACGACCAGUACCUGGUGAUAGUGCAGAACACCAUUCAGAACGUUGUGGUUGCUGCGGGGGCCAUGCUCCUUGUCUCCCUUCUGCUCAUUCCCAGCCCCUUGUGUUGCCUGUGGGUGACCUUUGCUAUAGCUUCUGUCAUAGUGGGUGUGGCUGGCUUCAUGACCUUUUGGAGCGUCAAUCUCGACUCCAUAUCCAUGAUCAACCUGGUCAUUUGUAUUGGGUUUUCAGUAGAUUUCUCUGCUCACAUUUCCUAUGCUUUUGUUAGCAGUGGAGAGUCCUCAGCCAACGGAAGGGCAGUUGAAGCUCUGUCCCUGCUGGGUUACCCAGUCUUACAAGGUGCAGUUUCUACUAUCCUGGGAGUCGUUGUCCUGGCUGCAGCCAAAGCCUACAUCUUUAGGACAUUUUUCAAGAUCAUGUUCCUGGUUAUUUUGUUUGGGGCACUUCAUGGUCUUGUUUUCAUUCCAGUGUUUCUAACCUUUUUUGGGAACUUUGGCACAUUGCCCCACUAUAUAGAACCUAAUAAUAGUUCACUCCACCACACCACAUCUGAAAAUAAAGAACUUAGAUACAGAAAAAGUAAAGACUGUCCAUGAGUUGAGUUAAAUAUCGUAUCUAUUUAUUAUAUGUAGAUUAAAAUGCAGUGGCUUUUGGGGAAUGUAAAACAUGAGGAAGGUGAAGGACAGAAGAAUGAAUACAACAGAGAAUGAAAGGCUUCAGAAAAGCCAGGCAAGAAAAAUAACAGAAGAAAUGAAAACACAGAGAAUGGGUUCUCAUUUCUUACUUUUGUGUGUUUGACUCUGCUGCUGUUUAAUCCUUUUUUUGGUGACUUGUUCGUUGAAUGUAGUAAUAUUCUUCUGAACACUGACCAUGGCAGCAGCUUAAUAAACCACCUUACAGGUUUACCAUAACUCAGCCCAGCUCAGACCCAGAAGACAGCUUUCCCCCAAGAGGCUCAAACCUGGAGAUUGUACAGCAGGAGGUCAGAACUGCCUUGGACCGCAGUGACUUGUAAGCCUUCAGGAGAUUAAGUCUGUGUAGGCUUCUAAUGCAGCACAAAGAACCCUUAGGGAAGACAAACUGACUGACAUUUUCUAUCCACAUCCUGUUCCUGGUGUCCUGUUUUCUUCCCAAGAUUAAACAUUUUACAUUUACAA
Pogoniulus pusillus (Red-fronted tinkerbird) is the source of this 3354-nucleotide messenger RNA. Its product is annotated as patched domain-containing protein 3-like. The coding region runs from base 16 to 2793 and encodes 925 amino acids. The record is from RefSeq and is a predicted model, not a curated record. NCBI's taxonomy places the organism in Eukaryota, Metazoa, Chordata, Aves, Piciformes, Lybiidae. The transcript has 4 exons. Gene Ontology annotation, cellular component: membrane.